Hyaena hyaena (striped hyena) is the source of this 1297-nucleotide messenger RNA. RefSeq names its product succinate dehydrogenase complex assembly factor 2 (gene SDHAF2). The coding region runs from base 100 to 678 and encodes 192 amino acids. The record is from RefSeq and is a predicted model, not a curated record. Lineage: Eukaryota; Metazoa; Chordata; Mammalia; Carnivora; Hyaenidae. Gene Ontology annotation, cellular component: mitochondrion. Gene Ontology annotation, biological process: tricarboxylic acid cycle; protein-FAD linkage; mitochondrial respiratory chain complex II assembly. The transcript has 5 exons.
UCUUCCGGCUCAGGGCCUCGGAGCUGAGGCCCACGGUGGAGGCAUCCGGAAGCUCCCGGAAGUGGCCUGGCCACAGGCGUCCGGUGCGGGUCGGGAAGGAUGGCGGUGGCCACCAUGUUCCCGGGGCUGGCACGGGUUUUACCCAUCUCUAGAUUGGGAGCCUUCUGGGGAUUAGGGACCAUGCCAUCACCGUAUGCUCAGAUUCUAACACAGAUGCUUGCUCUGUCAAGGCGCCACCUAGUGUCCCCCUCUCUCAGCACACCAGCAUUCAGCCGUUUCUACAGAGGCGACAGCCCAACAGAUUCCCAAAAAGACAUGAUUGAGAUUCCUUUACCUCCGUGGCAGGAGCGAACUGAUGAAUCCAUAGAAACCAAAAGAGCCCGGCUACUGUAUGAGAGCAGGAAGAGGGGAAUGUUGGAAAACUGUAUCCUGCUUAGCCUCUUUGCUAAAGAAUAUCUGCACCGCAUGACAGAGAGACAGCUGAACCUGUAUGACCGCCUGAUUAAUGAGCCCAGCAAUGACUGGGAUAUUUACUACUGGGCCACAGAAGCAAAACCAGCCCCAGAAAUCUUUGAAAACGAAGUCAUGACCAUGCUCAGAGACUUUGCUAAAAACAAGAACAAAGAGCAGAGACUGCGCGCCCCAGAUCUCGAAUACCUCUUUGAAAAGCCGCGUUGAGCUGUGCACUACUGCCCGCCCUGGGGGCUCAGUCCCCGGACCCUUACUUAUGACAGGCAAUGGCCUUGACUCCCCGCCUCUCUGUAGACAGCCCACACAGGCCACUGGCUUGCCUCAAAUGAUGGCCCCGUCUCUCAGGACUUGUAGACGUUCAUUUGGACCCAUUCUAACAUUUCUGUUCAGGUUUUAGGCCCCAGUCAGUGUGGCCGGUGCUCAGGUCCCAGUGUCUGGCUGCUGUCCCCAGAGGCAGGCCUCUGCCACAGGAGGGCGCUGGAGGGAAGCGAUCGUGCUCCCUCCCUGCUUCAGCCAGGAGGGGAGGCGAGUGUGCUCGGUGCAGGGAGCUGCUGGUCCGUGUGGAAGGCCUCCCUGAGCAGCCCGGGGCUCUGUUCACGUGAAAGCCCCCCCUUUCCGCCCCGGUGCCAUCCUUUCUACCCGGGGAAGCGGACCCAGGCCCCCUGAGCUGAGUCUUUCGAAGGCAACGCGGGCAGCAGGGGGCCCACACUGGGCCCGGCGUGUAAGACUCGGCUUCCUCCUCAUCGCGUCUUCUCUCCAGUGUUCACUCUGUAAACCGAAAGAUCAUUAAAUAUUAAAGAAUAUUUCACAAAGGAAAACUACAGUC